This is a messenger RNA of Wallemia mellicola CBS 633.66, 2094 nucleotides long. RefSeq names its product Skb1 methyltransferase (gene Skb1). Gene Ontology annotation, cellular component: nucleus; cytosol. The annotation marks the transcript as partial. The transcript is spliced from 4 exons. Lineage: Eukaryota; Fungi; Basidiomycota; Wallemiomycetes; Wallemiales; Wallemiaceae. Gene Ontology annotation, biological process: regulation of DNA-templated transcription; peptidyl-arginine N-methylation. The record is from RefSeq and is a predicted model, not a curated record.
CGAUGAGCGGCAGUAGAGUGCCAAUUGCUAACCACAUCGAUCAGACACUCUUAAAUAAAAACCCUAGUAUCUUAGAUCACGUUAAUCAAUCAUUUGAAUACGACUACGAUGCUAUAACACUCCCAUUCACAAAAUCCAGCUGGAAGGAUCGUUGGCAGAGAUAUUGUGUUGCUAAUGAGGAAGAUGUAAAGAAGGGCAGGGCAAGGGCUAGCUAUAUAGCAGGUCAAUCUGAAAAUGUGGUACAGGAUAGACAAAUAGCUAAGGAAGCUGAAAUCUGGAGAUUGACACGCGUAUAUGAAAGGAAAGAAGUAAAUGUUUCAAAGUUAGACGAAUGUGAAUCUAUUAUAGCGUUCGCCUCAGAUUGGCUUGAACUGGACUCCCCAGAUGAAGGAAUCAGAUUUGAUUCAGAAAUCGCACUAAAGCAAGAAGUCGCAUAUGCAUCCUAUCUCAGCAUACAUACACUCAUACUUCCACCCCCAAGAAAUCGGAAGUUUAUUUCUGACUAUGCAAGAUCAGUUAUGGCAGCUUUAGAUAGUUCAACUUACUUGCAAAUCUCUGUUAUGAUACCCGUCUCAGAUCCGACCGAACGCGCUUCUGAAGAUAAGAUUGAUCCCUCAUCUACCUGGGAAGUAUGGGAUGGCAUACGCACUCUUUGUGACUAUUCACCAAGACUAGGAGUAGCCUUAGAUCUUACACAACCACUCCCACCACCUUCGGCAAUCAAAAGGUGGGCUAGUGAACCAACAAGGCAGAUUAUUAUACCAGCAAAUGUCUUCGUUGGUAACGCGAAAGGUUACCCUGUCCUUUCGAAGCCAUGUCAAGAAUUUAUCAAAGAUCAAAUCAAGACUCUUCCAAUGAUAAUACUUACGCAUACAUAUGACAAAAUACAUUCUUCCGGAGGUAGCAAAGCAUACGUACAGUAUCUGCGGUUUAUGGAGAAGUUAUCCAACGAUCGCGCAACCUCAGUUGAACAAUUUGCUAGCGGUUAUAUGGAUUGGCUACAGGCUCCUCUCCAGCCCCUUCUGGAUAAUCUGGAUAGUACAACAUACGAAAUUUUUGAGAAGGAUCCGGUAAAAUAUCAAAAAUAUGAGCAAGCUACAUAUCUCGCAUUACUUGAUAAAGAACCAAACUCAUUGACUAGGCUUGCUGUUGUGGGUGCCGGACGUGGGCCGCUAGUACAAGGCGCUAUCAAUGCAGUAGAUGCUGCAGGUGACGGUAGGAAAAUACACAUUAUGGCAAUAGAGAAGAAUCCAAAUGCAUGCGUUACCUUGCAAAGCAGGCUUGAUGAAUGGAACGAUAGCAAAAGUGCUACAGUUGAACUAGUCUACGGUGAUAUGCGUAUAAUCGAACUCGAAGAUGAGAGGAAAAAUGACAUCCUAAUUUCUGAGCUACUUGGUAGCUUUGGUGAUAAUGAGCUAUCUCCCGAAUGUCUUGAUGGUGCCAUGCGGUUACUGAAACCCUAUGGAGUGUCCAUACCAUCCUACUAUACUUCUUACAUUGCACCAUUAUCAUCUAGCAAACUCUACAAUGAGGUUAUGCACAUGGGAGAAGCUAAAAGUGCGGAAAUGCCUUACGUUGUUAUGUUCCAAGCUGUUAACAUACUCAGUGGGAUGAAUGAAGAAGCAGAGCUCAAGCCAAUUCAGCAAUGUUGGUCUUUCAAGCAUCCAUCAAAGUAUGAAUUUGUAAUGGACAGGAAUGGCAAUCCAAUGUCAAAUUAUCACAACACGAGAGCAGCUCAUUUGACUUUCAGUAUACCACAUGCAGGUGUAUUACACGGUUUAGCGGGCUAUUUCGAAGCACAUUUAUACGGAAACGUGUGGUUGUCUACUCACCCAGAACGAUAUGAUCAAAAAAUGUUAAGUUGGUUCCCAAUAUAUUUCCCAAUUAAUAUGGGCGUUUACCUGCCCACUAAAAGUGAAGUGGACGUACAUAUAUGGCGUCUCACUGAUAAUAAAAAAGUCUGGUUUGAAUGGUCUGUCGAGGUCUUUGUCAAUAUCGACGGUCAGAGAGUAAAAAUAAAUCAAACAAAGUUGCACAACCAUGAUGCUAAAUACAAUAGGAUUGAAUUGUAAUUAAUUAAUUAGAUUAUAUAAU